AUGGAUAACAAGGCUGUUUGGCUUAACGGUCCCGGAACGGUGCCUUUUGUCGGCCCAGCGCCGGUUCCAGAGCCUGGAGAGGGUCAACUUCUCGUGAGAGUGAAAGCGGUUGCAGUCCAGCCAGGGGAGUGGAAGAUCCAAGCAGGCAUUAUUCCGAUUCCGUUGAAGUACCCUACGAUCAUAGGCAUAUCCUUGUCAGGUGUCGUGGAGAAAGUCGGCCCUGGAGUCACUCGUUUCGGUCCCGGAGACCGCAUUGCCAGUAACAGCACAGGAGUUCUCCGUAACGACGCCCAGUUUGGAGCGUACCAGCGUUUUGCCCUCGUGCCGCAAGCGUUGACGUCAAAGAUCAGCGAGACGCCCUUCGAAGAUGCAGCUUCCCUGGCGACUGCAUACGGGCCAAUGAGUGCCCUGUUCCUCCACUUAGGCCUUGAGCGACCCUCUGGAAGAACUGAAGCUGCUAAAAGGGACGAAAAGGUGCUCAUCUGGGGAGUUUCAUCCUCCUUCGGCGCCUUUGCGGCCCAGAUUGCCAAGAUUGCUGGUUACACGGUCGUCGGUACUGCUUCCGGUGGUCAUGCGGAGCUGGCUAAGACAGUCGGUGUAGCUCACUUCGCAGACCGGGAUGCACCCUCCGUCGUCGAAGAUGUUGCGGCUUUGGGCCCGUUCAAGGCCGUCUUAGGUGCCGCAGACUCGGCGGACGAUCAAGUGAAGAUUGGCGAAAUCUUGGCUGCUCAGGGUGGUGGACACUUCCUGUCUACUAUGGGUGUACGCCCCGGAGUGAAGCUACCCAAUGGCGUGACGGGCUCGUUCCAGCAGUUUCUGGACGACUAUCUCGAGCCUGGGAAGAAGGAAUUCACGGAAUGGGUUUGGUGGAGCUUCUUGGAGAAUGCGUUUGCUGCCAACAGUCUCAAGACGAUUCCACUCGAGGUCAAAGGUGGUUUAUCGAAAGUCGUCGAGGCUUGGGGGCUUCUGCAGCAGGGGAAGGUGAGCGGCAAAAGGCUCAUUAUACUGCCUCACUUAGAUUAA
Molecule: messenger RNA, 1023 nt
Organism: Ilyonectria robusta
Lineage: Eukaryota; Fungi; Ascomycota; Sordariomycetes; Hypocreales; Nectriaceae
Product: chaperonin 10-like protein
Exons: 4
Coding region: 1-1023 (340 amino acids)
Molecular function (GO): oxidoreductase activity, acting on NAD(P)H
Source: RefSeq, a predicted model, not a curated record